UCUCUUCUGAUAAUAAUUCAAGAUUAAACUUUUAAUUUAUAUAAUACAAUGUUUUUUUCAUGUGGUUGAUGUUUAGCCCCGAAUGAGCAGUUGGCUCAAGUAAUAUAAGUGGCCUGACUCUUUAUGAGCCUAAGUACGCCUUUAAAUCAGGGAUAAAUUAAAGAUAUUCGCCAAUAACUAGCUCAGUUCUGCCUAAGGUGCUAGCAAACUGGACAAUGCCAGCAUGUGUAGCAGUCGAAUGAAUCAAAAGCUGCUUCUUCUAACACCACCCAUCCAUUUCCGUCCCCACCCACCACAUUUCUUAACCAUCCAUCACCCCUCAUUGAUUCCAAAUCCCAACCCAUCAAUCAAAUCCAUGGUCCUAGUAAGUUGAGCACCAGCUAGCCUGACUUACUUUGAGUUUGGUUAAUCGAGUCAUGAUAUUUUGAACCAUACAUGUAGCCGCCAAAAUGAAGCUUAAAUUUCAACCAUGACUGAUUAUGCAAGAAUGCAAAAAAUGGGAGCCGUGAAGGGUGUUACAGAUGGACCUGCGCCAGGAGACACCUACAGAAUUGCUUAUAUUAUCCAUUUCCUUCUUGGUGCAGGGAAUUUGCUUCCGUGGAAUGUUUUUAUAACAGCAGUUGAUUACUUUGGUUGUCUCUAUCCAGCUAGGAAUGUUGAAAAGGUUUUCUCUGUGGCUUACAUGACUUGUUCAUUACUAGUUCUAGUUUUAGCGGUGAGCAGGGGUGGCUGGAGUUCCAAGCUGAGUUAUAGAUUGAGAAUGAACUUGGGGUUUUUCAUGUUUGUUCUCUCUCUAAUGGUGCCUCCAAUUAUAGACCGAACUUGGAGCAAGAAGGGAUCAAAUGCAGCAUAUGGUGUGACAGUGGCAUCAGUUGUGAUCUGUGGUUUAGCUGAUGGCUUGAUCGCUGGAAGCUUGAUAGGAUCGGCUGGAAAACUUCCAAAAGAGUAUAUGCAAGCUGUUUUUGCAGGAACAGCUUCUUCAGGUGUUCUCGUUUCUAUUUUGAGAAUUUCAACAAAGGCAUCACUCCCACAGACCUCACAGGGACUUCGAACAAGUGCCCACUUCUACUUUAUAGUCAGCACAGUUAUCAUGCUAUGCUGCUGUCUGGGUUGCAACUUGUUAAACAAGUUACCAAUCAUGCAGCAUCACCACAGACUUCUUAGUGUUAGUGAUGAUCCCCUUUCUUCGCAGCAAAAGUUUUGGACAGUGGCAAGAAAAAUUCAGCAGCCAGCUUUUGGGGUCCUACUUAUAUCCACAGUCACUCUGUCAAUUUUCCCAGGAUUCAUUGCUGAAAACCUGAAAUCUAAGCUUCUUCAGGAUUGGUAUCCUGUUCUGCUGAUCACAGUUUAUAAUGUUUCAGACUUUCUGGGUAAGUCUUUCACUGCAAUAUAUGUUCUGAAGAGUGUGAAAAGGGCAACAUGGGCUUGCACUGCCAGGGUUUUGUUCUAUCCACUCUUUGCUGUCUGCCUCCACGGACCCAAAUGGUUGAGAAGUGAAGCACCUUUUGUAGCUCUAACAUUCAUCCUCGGGUUGACUAAUGGGUAUCUCACAAGUGUCAUCAUGAUCCUCACUCCUAAGUUGGUGCCCAUUGCAGAAGCAGAGAUAGCUGCGAUUGUGAUGAUUUUGUCCCUUGGAAUUGGGCUUGUUGGUGGUUCAAUUCUUGGUUGGUUUUGGAUGAUUUAAAGCUUUUCAAGUUCCCAGGCUCAUGGUCACUUGUGACUGGGAAGAAAUUAGGCUUCUAAAUUAGACAUUGGAAUAUCUUCAUGUAAACCCUUCAUAAUAUGAACCAUUAGUCAAUAAGAAAAUCAUUUUGGAAUA
Molecule: messenger RNA, 1819 nt
Organism: Mangifera indica (mango)
Lineage: Eukaryota; Viridiplantae; Streptophyta; Magnoliopsida; Sapindales; Anacardiaceae
Product: equilibrative nucleotide transporter 8-like
Exons: 2
Coding region: 470-1684 (404 amino acids)
Biological process (GO): nucleoside transmembrane transport
Cellular component (GO): plasma membrane
Molecular function (GO): nucleoside transmembrane transporter activity
Source: RefSeq, a predicted model, not a curated record